This is a messenger RNA of Paramecium primaurelia, 861 nucleotides long. NCBI's taxonomy places the organism in Eukaryota, Ciliophora, Oligohymenophorea, Peniculida, Parameciidae. The record is from the annotation of a GenBank genome assembly.
UAAUAUAAUUAUAUGUCUGCUAACUGUAUUCAAGAAAAAAAAUUUGCUUAGAUGAAUGAAGAAUUAACAAUUGAUAAUAUGGACUAAUCAACAACUAAUUAAUCAAAAUAAAGUAAUGCUACACUUUCCAUGGCUUUUCCAAAUACUGAUAACAACUAUAAAUACAAACCAAUAAAAACUCAAAGUAUUUUUAAACAAUAAAAUAGGAAGUCUGUUGUCACUUACUCCAUAGAUCAGUUAAAGAAGAAGUUCGAAAUCUCUGAUUGAACAAACAUAUGUUAUUGAAGAAGAAGUAUUUACAUUAUUUAAAUAUUAGCCAUAAAUUUAAGGAUAGAAUGAAGUAUUUCUUAUUUAUUGGUAUGAUUAAAAUAUUGAUCAUAAAUAUGAGAUAAUAAUCUAAGCACAUAAUAACAUUACUAUAGGUGAUUUAAUUCAACUUUUUAUCUAACAAUUCAAUGAACAAAAUCAAUAUUUAUAAACUCCGUUUUCAUCUGAUGUUCAUAAAACAAAUAUUUAUGAAUUAUUCAUACCAAAAAAGAAAAAAGGUAACCCAAAUGAGGAUUUUCCAGGUAUUAUGAUAUAAGUUAUUUUUAGCCUUCGCUAAUUAAACAAUGCUUAAUUAAACCAAUUUAAAAGAAUUUUCCUUAAAAAUAACAACUAAAUAAAUAACAAAUUAUUCGUCAACACUUUUAAAUCCCUAGAAUUCCUCAGCAUCUAAACCUAAUACCAAAUAGAGAUAAAGUCUAACAAAUUCUAGUUAAAAAAAGAAGAAAAACUUUUUUUAGAAAUUAUUUUUCUGUUGCAAUCAUCAAGCAGAAGAAUUUUGAACUUAAUAACUUAAACUUGUUUAAUGCAUUUACA